AUGCUCCUGGUGUUGGUGGUACUCAUCCCCGUGCUGGUGAGCUCGGGCGGCCCGGACGGCCACUAUGAGAUGCUAGGCACCUGUCGCAUGGUGUGCGACCCCUACCCCGCGCGGGGCCCCGGCGCCGGCGCGCGGCCCGACGGCGGCGACGCCCUGAGCGAGCAGAGCGGCGCGUCCCCGCCCUCCACGCUGGUGCAGGGCCCCCAGGGGAAGCCGGGCCGCACCGGCAAGCCGGGCCCUCCUGGGCCUCCCGGGAACCCGGGUCCUCCGGGACCCGUGGGGCCGCCCGGGGAGAAGGGUGAGCCGGGCAAGCCAGGGCCCCCUGGGCUGCCGGGAGCGGGGGGCAGCGGUGCCAUCAGCACGGCCACCUACACCACGGUGCCGCGCGUGGCCUUCUACGCCGGUCUCAAGAACCCCCACGAGGGUUACGAAGUGCUCAAGUUCGACGAUGUGGUCACCAACCUAGGCAACAAUUACGACGCAGCCAGCGGCAAGUUUACGUGCAACAUUCCUGGCACCUACUUUUUCACCUACCAUGUCCUCAUGCGCGGCGGCGACGGCACCAGUAUGUGGGCGGACCUCUGCAAGAACGGCCAGGUACGGGCCAGCGCCAUUGCCCAGGACGCGGACCAGAACUAUGACUAUGCCAGCAACAGCGUGAUCCUGCACCUGGAUGCGGGCGACGAGGUCUUCAUCAAGCUCGAUGGAGGCAAAGCGCACGGUGGCAACAGCAACAAAUACAGCACAUUCUCCGGCUUUAUCAUCUACUCGGAUUGA
This is a messenger RNA of Trichechus manatus latirostris (Florida manatee), 777 nucleotides long. RefSeq names its product complement C1q like 1 (gene C1QL1). Gene Ontology annotation, molecular function: protein binding. The transcript has 2 exons. NCBI's taxonomy places the organism in Eukaryota, Metazoa, Chordata, Mammalia, Sirenia, Trichechidae. The record is from RefSeq and is a predicted model, not a curated record. The coding region runs from base 1 to 777 and encodes 258 amino acids.